AUGUUAACAUGUAUGAGAGAAAAGAGUGCAUAUGAAAUUGUUGAAGCUGAAAAGCGAUUGAUUAAACGACAACGAACAAUACUAUAUUAUCAUCCACAAGUCGGUCCUCCAUUUCUAUCUGACGAUCCAUUUUACGAUAUUGACGCCGGCAAAUUUCAUGAUGUCGAAGUAUUAAUAGGCAGUGUAAUGGAUGAAGGCACACCUUUCGUUAUUGCAUUGAAUCCAUAUUUAGCCAUAGAAAACAAGCCAAUUUUAUCAAAAGCAGAGGCGAAAGAUAUUAUGAGUAAAUUUUACAAAUUAACUGGAGAAUAUCUUGACCGUAUUGUAAAGAAAUAUUUAGGAAAUGUGGCAGAAAAUGACUAUUCAGAAAUUCUAAAACAAACAAUCAAAGAUUUAGGCGACGCAGCAUUUUCAUGCCCCAUAUCACAUUUAGUGGAAAGACUUUCACAAUAUGAUCACACAGUCUACGUUUAUAAGUUCAAUCAUACUCGAAUCAAAUCUCUGUUUAAAAGAUGGAUGGGAGUUCUACACAACGAAGAUUUGCAUUUCGUGUUUGGAAGACCAUUAUUAAAACAGAAAGAUUACACCGAAGAAGAAGUAUUGUUUAGCAGGAGAAUUAUACAACUUUGGACGUCGUUCGCUAAAACUGGGAAACCCACUUUCGAUGAAAUGCAGUUUGAAUGGAAACAGUUCGAUAAGCACCAACGCAACUUCCUUUCUCUGACUCUUGGUAAAAUUCGUCCUAUGAAAGCAGAUUUGGAAGAAAAUUGCAAAUUUUGGAAAGAGCUACUCAGAGAAUAUACAAAUAAAAUGUACAUGCACUAA
Molecule: messenger RNA, 825 nt
Organism: Centruroides sculpturatus (bark scorpion)
Lineage: Eukaryota; Metazoa; Arthropoda; Arachnida; Scorpiones; Buthidae
Product: acetylcholinesterase-like
Exons: 2
Coding region: 1-825 (274 amino acids)
Biological process (GO): acetylcholine catabolic process; choline metabolic process
Cellular component (GO): plasma membrane
Molecular function (GO): acetylcholinesterase activity
Source: RefSeq, a predicted model, not a curated record